Messenger RNA from Hibiscus syriacus, 426 nucleotides. RefSeq names its product ubiquitin carboxyl-terminal hydrolase 2-like. The transcript has 2 exons. NCBI's taxonomy places the organism in Eukaryota, Viridiplantae, Streptophyta, Magnoliopsida, Malvales, Malvaceae. The record is from RefSeq and is a predicted model, not a curated record. Bases 1 to 426 code for a protein of 141 amino acids.
AUGGAGAGAUAUUCCCAAAGUGAAAUAAGAUUCAAUCUCAUGGCAGUUAUCAAGAACAGGAAAGAGAUGUACACUGCCGAACUUAAGGAGCUCCAAAAGAAGAGGGAACGCGUCUUGCAGCAGCUGGCCACCGUACAGACCGAAAGACCUACAGACAAAGCCAGUUUCGAAGCACUAAACAAGCAACUUUCUGAAGUGAAUUCAGGGAUUGAGGGUGUCACUGAGAAAAUUUUGAUGGAGGAGGAGAAAUUCAAGAAGUGGAGAACCGAAAAUAUUUGGAGGAAACACAACUACAUACCCUUCUUGUUCAACUUCCUCAAAAUCCUUGCUGAAAAGAAGCAAUUGAAGCCGCUUAUUGAGAAAGCCAAGCAGAAGAACAGCAUCUCCAGCUUUUUGGCGUAUGAAUCAAGUGAUCUUAGUAGUUAA